GCGUUAGUUCACCAGAUGGGACCAACUCCAAAAAUUCAUUUCUAAUAUCUUCUUGGCUUUAUUGAAUUUUCACAGUCCAGUAAAUAACAUCCCUCACAGCAAAAAUAGUUAAUAAAACCACAUUCAUUCUCUUUUUCCAUACUAAUUUUGGGAAUAUGUUGAAACUUCCAAUUUUUCAGAGAAGAGUGCUGGGGCCCACAACUCCUAGCUACUUGCUCAAGGUCACACAGUUUGUGAGUGGGAGGGCCAGAACACAAAUCAGGCCUUACGAUUCCAGGACCAGAGCAGUUUCCACUUUCCAGUGUCACUUUCCCUUGUUAGGUAACCCUGAGGGCUAACAAGGAGGUACUGACCAGCCCACAGGAGAAGAGUCUGUAAUUGAGUAGCUGUUUUAACUGAAAGGACUGGUGAAGAGUCCGGCUUAUGUCUGAGAAGGUGACACAUGCUUGCCUGCACUAGGGUUUAGGGGCAGAGAGGUAGAGGGGGAGUGCCUGUAAACAGAGAAUCAGUCGAGUGAGUGUGUACUUAUUUUCCUUUGUUUAGGAGUCUUAUCGCAGCCCUUUGGUAUAAUAAUAUCAGAAUUUGAUGAUUUUUCCAACAAAGUCAAUUUUACACAAUUGUAAAUGGACUGAAUGUACUGAAUAUGCCACAAGAUACCAUGGCAUUUUUAAAACAAACAUGAUGUGUGGUAAAUAAGCUGGUAUUUACAUAUGGGCACCAUAUUAGCUAUUUCUGCCCUUUGCCCCUCCAUUAAGUUAACUGCCAAGCCUGGGCCAUUAAAAUCCAGGCUUCUUCCCUCAAUUACAGCCACAACAUUAACUCUGGACAUGCUGAAACUUUUUUAAUAGAGCCAUCUUCAGGAAAGAUUAUGAGCUUUCCUAUGAGUGUAUCCCUUCCUUUCUGUUCCCAUCCUAACCCCCCCCCCCCCCCCCAGCUACUUGCAGCUUUAAGUUCUGAACAUGCUUAUCUUGGAGCUAGUUGUGGUCUCUAUAGUGUACCCUAAAUCCAGGCAUCCAUUUAAAUGAGAGCCCUAGAUAUGGACUCACUGCACUCCUUUGCUUUCAGAGAGGAGCAUUUGCUGCUUGCCGAGGGCUUUCUGCCUAACGCAGAGAAGGGCGAAGUGUUGGCUGGUGUUUGGGAGCCCACUGAAAGUCGCUUGUGGCUGGAGGGGCUCGCUUUUUCUGGAGCUGCCAGACACUGCAGGCUCAACUGAGGCGCGGAGGUGCAAUUCAUACUGGUGUGGAACAGCCGGAGAAGGCAGGGACAGGCGGGGCUAGCGCAGCUCUGCAGCUGAUCACACGCACCAGCACAAACACCGCUCUCCAGUCGCUCCCACGGCCGCCUGGCAUCUUCUACCUGGGCCACCGAAAAGGAGUAGAAAAACCGAGGAAGGGAGAAGCAAGGGCAAGCACAGUGAAGCAGAGCACAAGCUGGAGUGGCACUACUAUUUAACCUGAAAGUGACCAGGAGCUGAGACUCGAACCCCUUACUUACAGCAGUGCCACUGUCGCCUGCUAGGAAAGCACGGCACCAAGGAACCCCCAAGUCCCGCGCCCAAAUCAGUUUGUGCCCGGGGUUCCAGGAUCCUUCUGGUGGGGGCAGCUUCGUACCCUCUGGAAAUUUCGGACCUCAAGGGAUCUGCAUUGGCACCCCCAUCGUGGUAAAGCCGGAAAAGUGGGGGCGAGGAAAACAGCCCUGAGAAUUGGGUGCGAGGCCAAGCUGCCGCUGCAGCCCGCUGCGCCGACUCCAGCGGGCGCUCGGCUCCUGCGCCUUCACUUCGCGUUUGAAUCUGGCUCGCCCCUCCGUAUUAUGUCUGCACUCCGAAGGAAAUUUGGGGACGAUUACCAGGUAGUAACCACCUCGUCCAGCGGCUCGGGCUUGCAGCCCCAGGGGCCGGGCCAGGGCCCGCAGCAGCUUGUGCCCAAGAAGAAGCGGCAGCGGUUCGUGGACAAGAACGGCCGGUGCAAUGUACAGCACGGCAACCUGGGCAGCGAGACGAGUCGCUACCUCUCGGACCUCUUCACCACCCUGGUGGACCUCAAGUGGCGCUGGAACCUUUUCAUCUUCAUCCUCACCUACACCGUGGCCUGGCUCUUCAUGGCGUCCAUGUGGUGGGUGAUCGCCUACACUCGGGGUGACCUAAACAAAGCCCAUGUCGGCAACUACACACCCUGCGUGGCCAAUGUCUACAACUUCCCCUCUGCCUUCCUCUUCUUCAUCGAGACCGAGGCCACCAUCGGCUAUGGCUACCGCUACAUCACCGACAAGUGCCCCGAGGGCAUUAUCCUCUUCCUCUUCCAGUCCAUCCUCGGCUCCAUCGUGGACGCCUUCCUCAUUGGCUGCAUGUUCAUCAAGAUGUCCCAGCCCAAGAAGCGUGCGGAGACCCUUAUGUUUAGUGAGCACGCGGUGAUUUCCAUGAGGGACGGAAAACUCACGCUUAUGUUCCGGGUGGGUAACCUGCGCAACAGCCACAUGGUCUCCGCGCAGAUCCGCUGCAAGCUACUCAAAUCUCGGCAGACACCUGAGGGUGAGUUCCUUCCCCUUGAUCAACUUGAACUGGAUGUAGGUUUUAGUACAGGGGCAGAUCAACUUUUUCUUGUUUCCCCCCUCACGAUUUGCCACGUGAUCGAUGCCAAAAGCCCCUUUUACGACCUAUCCCAGCGAAGCAUGCAAACUGAACAGUUCGAGAUUGUCGUCAUCCUAGAAGGCAUUGUGGAAACAACUGGGAUGACUUGUCAAGCUCGAACGUCAUACACUGAAGAUGAAGUUCUUUGGGGUCAUCGUUUUUUCCCUGUAAUUUCCUUAGAAGAAGGAUUCUUUAAAGUUGAUUACUCUCAGUUUCAUGCAACAUUUGAAGUCCCCACCCCACCUUACAGUGUGAAAGAACAGGAGGAAAUGCUUCUCAUGUCGUCCCCUUUAAUAGCACCUGCCAUAACUAACAGCAAAGAAAGACAUAAUUCUGUGGAUUGCUUAGAUGGACUAGAAGACAUUAGCACAAAACUUCCAUCUAAGCUGCAGAAAAUUACUGGAAGAGAAGACUUUCCCAAAAAACUCUUGAGGAUGAGUUCUACAACUUCAGAAAAAGCCUACAGCUUGGGAGAUUUGCCCAUGAAACUUCAGCGAAUAAGUUCAGUUCCGGGUAACUCAGAAGAAAAACUGGUAUCUAAAACCACCAAGAUGUUGUCUGAUCCCAUGAGCCAGUCAGUGGCUGAUUUGCCACCAAAGCUUCAAAAGAUGGCUGGGGGAGCCUCCAGGAUGGAAGGGAAUCUUCCAGCCAAAUUAAGAAAAAUGAACUCCGAUCGAUUCACAUAACAAACACCACCGUAGGCAUUAUUUACUGUUUGAUUUAGUAAUAAUCUAAUAUUUGGCUGAUGAGGUAAUCCUCUCUAAGGAAUCUGAAAAUUAAAUUCCACCCCCCCGAAGUCAUAUAUGCUUACUUGAGAACCUUUUCUUCCCAAGUCUUGCUACUGUGCAGAAAGCAAAAGUUGUGAAGGGAGAACAUCAUAAGGAAAUUCUUAUUAAUGGGCAUGUAUUAUCACAUCAUGCAUGCAAUAAUGUGCAAAUUUUGCAUUUAGUUUUAUGGCAUGAUUUAUAUAUGGUAUAUUUAUAUUGUAUAUUCUGGAAAAUAUAUAUAUAUAUAUAUUUAAAGGAGUGGUACUCUCCAUGACAUUUCUAACAUACAUAUGUAUUAAGCCAAACAUGAGUGGAUAUUUUUCAGGGCGAUAAAACUGUAUAUAUGUGUGUAUAAGUAUAUACAUAUAUAUUUAUACACACACAUAUGAACAUACACACAUGCAUACAUACAUAUAUAUCUGAUAAAAUUGUGAUGUUUUGUUCAAAGUUGUAGUUCUUGUGCAUGUUUAUUUAUUAUGCUAGGAAGGCUACUGGCAUUAAUUAUUAAUACCAAAUAUUUUAGCCUUAAAUUAUUUGUCAUUUUAAAAUCUGAUUUAAUGUUUUCUGCUGUUUAAGGUUGUGGAAAGUUUUCAAUUGUAUUUUAUAAAAGGGAGUUCCACAAGUCUGUGCUAUUUAUGACCCUGCAAAAAUGUAUUUAACUCAUAAAUUUUAGAGCAUAUCAAUAUGCUGAAAACUUUUAUAAUUUUUGAAACUUGCUAGUACUGGGGGGAAAUAAACAUAGAUUAAUUUGGGAAUUGGUCCUCUCCUGGACUAAUUAAAUUCUGGAUAUCUGUUUUGUAUAUGAUCUAACACAAAUACGAGCUCUGAACAAAUGCUGAGUCAUUGUGAUAGUCAGUAGCCAAGUUAUGUUGAAUAUACAAGAGCCUGUGUGAAAUUACACAAUUAACGGUCCCUGUUUCAAAAUCAUUCAGUUUUUAUUUUGCUCUAAAACUUCUGUCAUUCUAAAAACCAAUCACUUAUCUUGAGGAGAUAUAACAGUACAAUGAAACAAAUGGUAAAUAGUUAUGCUUUAAAUAUGUAUGUCUAAUCAAGUCUCUUUUUUUCAGAGCUUUUUAAAAAAUUUUAUUUUUCAUCCACAAUUUUCACUCAACACUUUUUUUGUAUUAGUUUCGGGUGUGCAGGACAGCAGAUGGACAAUUCAUACAUGUUACAAAGUGUUCCCUCCAAGUUUCUUAUGACUUUUAUUUGUUGUAAUAGGACAGCCUUUAUUUUCUCCCCUGCAGAACCUAUCCCACCCCUCACCUGUCACUUGGUUCAGGAGGAAUAUUUGGCACAUACUGGAGAGAAUUUCAAAGUAGAUGAAUUGAAGAUAGUUUACUCAUCCAUGGGUUUUUUGGCUCUGGGUUUUUUUUUUUACUGUUAUUAUUUGGUUGGUUAAGCACUGAUUUUAUUAGUGUGUUGGAUCCCUGGCCUACCAAAAUAAUUUUAGCAGUACUAUUUUUUUAACACUAAGGUUUUAUAUUUAUGAUUAGUUAGGAUAUCAAAACUACUGCUCGGUAGAACACCUACAAAAUAAAUAUUUGGAAUGCAGAGAUUUUUAUGAAAAUUUACAAGUGCUUCUUAUCAGAAUAUCAUGGAUUUUCAUAUAAAACUAUUGGGAUCAUUGCAAUCCAAGUCUACCCAUAAUGAAUCUAGCUAUCCGCAGUAAUGUGUAAAUCCUUGAUGGUUGGUUUGGGCACUCAUCAUUUCCCAUUCUUAGCAAUCUCGUGAUAAUUUCCUUAUUGGAAAAUUAUUACAUCCACAAUUCUCGUAUUGACUACAAUAAUACCUUCUGGCUACCUCUGUAUCAACCAAAUUCUGUAGGUGCAAACAUAUACCAGGGAAUUGUUACUGGCAAAAUGAGCAUCCAUCCACUGUGAACAGAGCUGGUUGCCAUGACCCUUAAUCUCCAAACUUUCCUUUUUGCUAGAUAAUAAAAAAUGAAAUAGUAGCAGAAAGAGAAGGGAGUCCAGGGGUCAUAUUAUAUUUAUUACCAGUGGAAGAAAUUGCAUAGAAUAUUUAGUCCAAACACUUAAAACUAAAUACAGCCAUACUUUAAUUUGGAGAGUUAUUUUGUCUUUGGUACCAACGAGGAUAUGGGCCCAAAAGUAAACUCUCCAAAUGUAUUCAUUAAUUCAUUUAACAAUUUUUUGCAUGUCUUUUAUGGCCCAGGCAUUUCUAGCUCCUGGGGGAUUUGGGUAUGACUAAGUCAAAGGAGGUCACUGCCUAUUUGAACAAUGCAUAUCAGUAGGAGAAUGGGAGGGGACACUAUGAGAUAGACAAAAUUACCAAUGAGAUGAUUUCAGACAGUCAAGUUAGAAGCUAAAGGAAGGAAAACAGGGUAACAUGAAAAAAUGACUGGGUGAUAUAAAAACAUUAUUUUAGAACAGGUGACUGGUUUAAGGAGGGGGUGAUACUUAAAGACCUGGACGAUGAGAAACACCGUUGUCAAAAUUAACAUUUCUCAGUGAAUGCUAUUCCUUUAUUUUUAGCACAUGUGUAUCAGAAAGGUAUGAUUUCUGCAUGUAAUUGCAGUGUAACCCCUAUUGCAAAGUUGAUCAUAGGUCCCAGUUUACCCAGGAGAGUUCCGGUUUUCCCUGUUGUGCCUGUGUAAUUAUUACAGCACUCCCUUUCACUCUUAGAGCGUCUUGGUUUGUAUAUUUUAUGGUGACUCUAUGUUUUUGUUGAAACUAACUAAAUUAUAAAGUCUAAUAUAUUUGGAUAAAAAUAAAGAAUUGCUUUUCUUCUCCUUUUGCUGAUUCUUUUUGACACUGAUCAUUCCAAACAAAAUCAUCUCAGAUUCAUAUAUUUCAGCCUGGAAGACUUCUUAUCAAAGUGGUUUUGUGUAACACUUGUUCAAUCUGCACAUGACAUGGUUUCAGUGAAUAGUUAUGCUUUUUAUUGACUGAAUAAAUAAUGAACCUCUGGUUUUCCCAAUUCAGGAAGUUAUAAGAGCUCAAAUCAAAGACAGUAAAAGUCAACUUGACCCAAGAAAAAUUACAGCCCACUGUUACGGUGACUGUUGGAAAGCAAACGUAAUGAGUUCAUUGAAC
Messenger RNA from Phyllostomus discolor (pale spear-nosed bat), 6446 nucleotides. It is a transcript of the gene KCNJ3, whose product is annotated as potassium inwardly rectifying channel subfamily J member 3. Gene Ontology annotation, biological process: potassium ion import across plasma membrane; regulation of monoatomic ion transmembrane transport. Gene Ontology annotation, cellular component: plasma membrane. The transcript is spliced from 4 exons. Bases 1810 to 3312 code for a protein of 500 amino acids. The record is from RefSeq and is a predicted model, not a curated record. Gene Ontology annotation, molecular function: G-protein activated inward rectifier potassium channel activity. Lineage: Eukaryota; Metazoa; Chordata; Mammalia; Chiroptera; Phyllostomidae.